This is a messenger RNA of Carassius carassius (crucian carp), 2055 nucleotides long. RefSeq lists its product as uncharacterized. Gene Ontology annotation, molecular function: ubiquitin-protein transferase activity. Lineage: Eukaryota; Metazoa; Chordata; Actinopteri; Cypriniformes; Cyprinidae. The transcript has 12 exons. The record is from RefSeq and is a predicted model, not a curated record. The coding region runs from base 524 to 1993 and encodes 489 amino acids.
CUGUAUAUAACAAUCCUCGCCUAUUAUGAAUCAUAGGUCUGUUCUGACCUCCAUGUUACAAUUUUUAAAACAGGUCCUUUCCUGGAUUGUUCUCAAAUCGUAGAGGAAAACGACGUUUCACUGGACCAUGUCCUGUGCCCAUUAAACCCAAACCAUUUCAGGUUAUGUUCCAUCUGCUGCCAGCCCAAUGUGAGCGGUCCCCUAGUGGUCCAGAUCAACUGCUCCAUACACAGGCAGGACUGGGACGCAGAACUGCCACUCUAGAUGAGAGUAUGACUCAUCAGGAGUUAUGUGAUAAACUCAUGGAAUUGUAUCCAAAACUUGGUGAGGUAACUGGUGGUUGGCUUCUUUAUAAGGCAGCAGGGGGUUGGGGAAGCCGGAAGCUUUCACUUGUUGCACCUGCAGACUGUGGGUACACAGGCAGGCUUAUUAAAUAGCGGAGAAUUCUGUCAUCUAUAUAGCUCCACUACAAGAUGAGCUCGAUGUCACUCCCUUGCCACCAUCAUCAGAAGCAUUUCGAGAUAUGCCUAAAGCAAUGUGCAAAAAAUGCAAAAUACUGUACCCACUUCAGAUCCUCACAAAUCACAUUAAGACUUGUUCUGAUGUUGUUGUGGUCGAAGAUGGAGAUGAAAGUCAGGAUGAAACUCUGCAUGAGGCACAACAUGUGGAAAGUGAGAAAAAGAGCAAUGAACAGGCUUGCUGUCCUAUUUGUCAAGAAGAAAUGCCCCUUGACAUCUUGGAAGUUCAUGCCAGUGAAUGUGGGGAAAGAUCUAUGGAUGAUGAAAAUAACAACACAACUGAGUUGUCAUGUAUGGAUAAUGAAGUGAGCGACACUGCUGAGUUUUUAUACGUGGAUAAUGAUUGGAAAACCCAUCCGGAUCCAAAAGUAGCUAUGGCUUUGUACAGAAGGGAAAUUCUCAGACUGCAUGAGACAGGGAAACCUCUUUUAAUGUGUAUGGACUUGAGAACAUGUGCUGAAGAACAGGAAAGGCAACUGAUCAACUUCUACAAGCAAAGAAAUGUAGAGUGGGCCUGUCCUGUCAAAUGUCAACUUGAAGGGGAUGCUGCAGUUGGUGAUGGAGUCACCAGACACUUUUUUUCUACAGUUCUUGAAAAACUGAAGUAUGGUUUCAGUUUGAACUUGGGAAACACAGGAGUUACUUGCCUCUUUGAGGGACAGCCAGACCACUUGGUGCCCUCAUCCUCACAAUUCCUCAUUGAAAGUGACCUCUUCCUAGUAGCGGGGAGAAUGCUAGGUCAUUCUUUUCUGCAUGGUGGCCCAUGUCUUGCAGGGCUCAGCAGAGCUUUUGUUCAUGUUCUACUUCAAGGUUCUCAAGAUACUGCCACUUUGCAAUUGGAGGACUGCCCAGAUGUUGACAUACGAGAGACCAUCAACUUGCUCAGUGGACAGUCUCCAUUGAAUGAGGACCAGUCUAGUAAAGUCCUGGAACUUUGUUUGUCUUGGGAUCUUCCUGGUCCAACAGUGGAAAAUAGAAGGUGGCUUUACGAACGUCUGCUGUCACAUGCGGUUCUCGGGAGAAGAGUACGCCAAAUCAAGCAACUCAAACGAGGACUGAAAGACACUUUUGUUUGGCCUCUUCUAACUGAGAGGAAGGAUGUGGUAUUCUUCCCCAAGGAAUCGGAGGACUCAUGCACUCCUGAGAUGCUGCUUUCACAUACCUCCUGGCCUAGAGAGAGUGAUGAUGAAGAUGAUGAAUACUCAGCUGAUAUAAAGGAACGGAUCACAGGGUAUUUAAAGCAUUUCAUUGAGACAGCAUCCAGCAAGGAUUUAAAAAACCUUAUGAAGUUCUGGGUCGGAUGGGAGCAGAUGGAGGCAAAUAUGGCUGUGGAAAUUGUGAAAAGUGAUCUCCCAAAAUCCUCUACCUGCUUCUGUGUUCUCCGGCUACCAGGGCACUACAACAGUUUCCAGUCCUUCACCAAGGACUUGAUGAUGUGCAUUGGCACUUGCAAGUAUGGUUUUGGCCAUGUGUAAUUUUUAGACACAUGUACAUGUUACAUUUGUUACACAGUGAUUUACACUUUUAUUAAAUGCUG